GCAAUACAUCGAAAGAUAAUAAAAGAUGCUCUUGUUAUUUAGUGUGAACUUAAUUGUAUAUGUUCAUACUUAAGUAGUGUAGGUAUGCACACAGGUGUGUAGGUCUGUUCGGAGUUCGUUAUGGUCUAGAAGAUAAGGCAUCUGCGGCAGUGUAAAUAGCUUCAUUUGUCUGUAGUUGAGAGUGGUGGUGGUGUCCGUUCUGAGCCUCGAUCACACACAGUCGCCGAUCAGCCGUAUCGGCGAUCCAGCUUACGAUAGUAUCCAUAGGCCUACGCAGGUUAUAACCCCUUCAGAUACAAAGAGUGUACACCUAUCGGCAUACAUACCUUGUAUAGACACAUUAUUUACAUAUAUUUUUUACUCAUUCAGAAUACACAACAUACACAACACAUUCCGUCUCUACUUGAGACAAUCACGCACAGUAGCGUGAGUUUACGUAUCCCGCCUCUCACCAUGCUAGGCUUAUACGUAACACGCCUGCAAGGUCUUCAGUCGGCCUCGAGGGGACUUUAUGGAGGGCCUAUUCGUGCUGGCAAUACCGCUAUAUAUGCGAAUAGUGUGUCAAAGUACAUGGCGUCCACGACCUCGGCGCAUACACAUUAUAGAGCACUCAGCUUAGCACGAGCGUGUAGCAAGUGGAGAGCAUCUGAUGCGUCAGGGGUGCGUGUUCAAGGUCUUUUAUCACGUACUUGUGUGUACACCCGCCCUUCUGAAGUACAACGCACUCUCUGUCCGAAGCCCCAUGCAGACAUGUCCACACACUCCCGCAUGAACAUACGCGCAUAUACAAGCACACGAGCGUGUGUGGAGAGGUCCAAUCGAGGACCACCAUUCAUGGUGAGACUGCCUAGUAGUGGUCUCAAGGGCUUUAAUGCACUCGGUAGGACAAUUGCGCGGGAGUUUACGCAUCACAGUGGGAAGGCAAGGUAUAU
This is a messenger RNA of Sphaeroforma arctica JP610, 932 nucleotides long. RefSeq lists its product as hypothetical. The transcript has a single exon. The annotation marks the transcript as partial. NCBI's taxonomy places the organism in Eukaryota, Ichthyosporea, Ichthyophonida. The record is from RefSeq and is a predicted model, not a curated record.